AUGCUGGUCAGCGGCAGCACCGCUCCCUUGCACAUAGCUACAUUUCUGGACCAUGCUGCCAGUGAUGAGCAGGCAGUGGCUCAUGAACGCCGCCUAGCGCUGGCACUUGACAUUGAUCAAGCCGCUCGGAUCUUGCUACAAAUCCCAGGUAUUGAAGAAAAGGACGCCAAUUCGAGACCUGAACAUCGUCCCUUUGUGUGGAGGAACAGUGCUUGGACCCGAGAGCCGACGUCUUGGUAUCUCGCGUACAAAGAUGGAGGGUUACUUCAAAGCGAAAAAGCGAUUCCAACCGUCCCCUUUCGGGUUCUUGGUGCUCCCAAUCUCAAAGACGACUACUACUGCUCCAUACUCGCGUACAGUCAGACCUGUCACUCCUUAGCCGUCGCCCUCGGUCAAAAAGUCUAUCUCUGGACUGAAAAGUAUGGUGUGCGCUAUCCACCACUCCCUGCUGGCCGAUCAACCAAUUUUGUGACUUCUUUAGCUUUCUCAUCUGAGAAGGGAGCCAAGGCCAUCUUAGCCGUCGCCAGGAACAGCGGGACUGUCACAUUAUGGAGUUUACGGGAGAUCAGACCGCGCUUCACUGCUCCUCACCCCUGUGCAGCAUCCUGCGUGUCUUUCAAACCUGUCCAAACCCAGCGACCGUCCGUAGCAGGAAGAGGUACUGUCCUGUGCGAAGACUUGCUCGUCGGCGACGACUCGGGCAAGAUCUACUACUAUUCCUUGGAGUGGCCAGCCUUUGCUCCCGGAUCCAUGACGCUGCUAGCCAAACUUGACGCCCACAGCCAAAACAUCUGCGGCCUCGCAUGGUCCCCAGAUGGUAUGCAGUUUGUCUCCGGUGGUAAUGAUAAUCGGGCUCUGCUUUUCGAUCCAUCGAUCUUCCUGCCGGCGGAUUACCAAAGCCAUGUCUCCCCGAAUGUGCUAGAUCAACUGGCAGACAUGUUCGACGAUUCAGCCUUUUCAACUUCUCAACUUCCCACCCCACCAGCUUCGCCGCAGAGAUAUCGAUCCGCAAGCCGCCGUCAAUCCCCGGACUUCAACAUAGAAUCAGUCAGCAGUACGCACAUCCGUGGCCUAGAAACACCACCACCAACUCCUCAGCGUCGGGGCAGAUUAGCCGAUCGUGACCCUUUAAGCUCAACAGGCAAUCACCGUACCGCUCCUCCGCCGAAUGCGUCUGUCCUUCGCAACGCACUCGUGGAUCCCGCUAUUCUUGGACAAACCAAUGUCCACAUCCAUUCGUUUUAUCACGCCGCAGCUGUCAAGGCCAUCGCUUUUGCUCCUUGGCAGCCCAAUCUGCUUGCAACUGGAGGCGGAAGCAAUGAUCGCCAGAUCCACUUUUUCCACACAGGAUCCGGAGCGCUUCUGGCCCUGAUCAAUGUCUUCUCGCAAGUCACGAGUCUGCCGGAGCAUGAAAUCAGAAUAGCCGUUUUCAGCUGGCCAACCUGUGAAUGUGUAGUGAGUAUUCCCUGGGAAAGAAAGCAGAACGGUGAGAUCGGCCGUGCGCUGUGGGCAAUACCCUAUCCAGGCGGACCAAACGAUGCCAUACCAAUUCGCAGACAGUAUGGGGCUGGUGGGGGAUUUGCCUCUUGGGAUGCAGUUCAAGAGACUGAAGCAGAGCGAAGACGAGCCGAAGCAACAGCCGUGGACACGGCCAGUCCUCGGGUCCGUCGCAGUCUGACCCCAAGCCCUGAGCGAAGCAUUGUACCGGUGACCAGAAGACAUCAGGUAAUGAAUGGGAGGGAGCUUUUAGCAUAUGGCCACAGUGGAGACAUUCGGCAUGAAGGCGAGCGAUGGGCAAGUCGGACGGAAGAGGAAGGCAGUCUCAUCAUCGCAUGCUGUGAUCAAACGGUCAAGUUCUUCGAGAUCUGGGCGGGGAGAAGUAAGGGAAAGAAAGCGCUUGGCUUGGGCUUGCGGCAGGGUGUUCUCGGCGGGAGUCGCGUCCUGGAGGGAUGGUGCGAGAAUCUUGGUGUGGAUGAGAUUGGAUUCGGAGAAGAGGUGAUUCGGUAG
Molecule: messenger RNA, 2007 nt
Organism: Fonsecaea multimorphosa CBS 102226
Lineage: Eukaryota; Fungi; Ascomycota; Eurotiomycetes; Chaetothyriales; Herpotrichiellaceae
Exons: 3
Coding region: 1-2007 (668 amino acids)
Biological process (GO): positive regulation of anaphase-promoting complex-dependent catabolic process; positive regulation of ubiquitin protein ligase activity; anaphase-promoting complex-dependent catabolic process
Cellular component (GO): anaphase-promoting complex
Molecular function (GO): anaphase-promoting complex binding; ubiquitin ligase activator activity; protein binding
Source: RefSeq, a predicted model, not a curated record